Durusdinium trenchii is the source of this 1530-nucleotide messenger RNA. Lineage: Eukaryota; Dinophyceae; Suessiales; Symbiodiniaceae. The record is from the annotation of a GenBank genome assembly.
AUGAAGACCGAAGUUGCAACUUUCUGCGCUAUCGGGGCUGGUGCUUGUGCUGUCUCCCAUGCCUUGAACGCAUUUGUGUCCGCCCCCGCUACCUCGGAAACUCCGGUGCGUCAUUUGCGAGCAAACACUGUCAAGCAGGCAGCCGCCACCUCUGGCAACGCCACAACAGUGGUGUUGGCCUCCGCAGCUGGCUUGGUGGCAGCAACCGGCAAGAGCAGACACUCUCGCACCCAGAGGAAGUCUCGUGGUGGCUUUGAAACCUCAAAGUCUGAAGAAAUUUUCACAGAAGCCAAAGAUCUGAUGCCUGGUGGUGUAUCAAGCCCUGUGCGAGCCUUCAAGUCCGUGGGUGGCAAUCCUGUGGUUUUUGACAAGGUGAAAGGUGCCUAUGCUUGGGAUGUGGAUGGAAACCAGUACAUUGACUAUGUUGGCACUUGGGGCCCUGCCAUCAUCGGCCAUGCCGAUGACAAGGUGCUCAAAGCAUUGACUAAACAGAUGGAGAAAGGCACCUCUUUUGGAGCUCCUUGCGCUCUCGAGAACGAGCUGGCCAAAAUGGUCAUUGAUGCGGUGCCCUCCGUUGAGAUGGUUCGAUUCACCAACAGCGGCACUGAGGCCUGCAUGGGCAUGUUGAGGCUUGUGAGAGCAUUCACCAAGCGUGAUGUGGUGGUGAAGUUUGAGGGUUGCUACCAUGGCCAUGGUGAUGCGUUCCUGGUUCAGGCUGGUUCCGGAGUGGCCACUCUAGGCUUGCCAGACUCACCCGGCGUGCCCAAGGGUGCCACCACCAGCACCUUGUGCGCUCAGUACAACGACUUGGAGUCUGUGGAGGAACUUUUGAAGAACAACGAAGUGGCUGCCGUGAUCCUGGAGCCCGUGGUUGGCAACUCUGGCUUCAUCCCACCCACCAAGGAGUUCUUGGUUGGCCUCAGAGAGCUCACCACCAAAUACGGGGCAUUGCUGGUCUUUGAUGAAGUCAUGACUGGCUUCCGUAUUGCUUAUGGUGGAGCACAGGAGUACUUUGGUGUGACACCCGAUGUCACCACCAUGGGCAAGGUCAUUGGCGGCGGCCUACCAGUAGGUGCUUACGGUGGCCGCAAGGACAUCAUGGAGAUGGUGGCUCCUGCUGGGCCCAUGUAUCAAGCCGGCACUUUGAGCGGCAACCCUUUGGCCAUGACCGCGGGCAUUGAGACCAUGAAGAGGUUGCAGGAGCCUGGAAGCUAUGAGUACCUUGACAAGCUCACUGGCAAGCUGAUCAACGGCAUCCUGGAUGCGGCCAAGGAGAAUGGCCACAAGGUAUGCGGAGGUCACAUUAGUGGCAUGUUCGGCUUCUUCUUUUGCGAAGGGCCUGUCACCUGCUUUGCCGAUGCUACGAAGAGUGACACAGAGAAGUUUGCCAAGUGGCACCGCAUGAUGCUGCAGAAGGGCAUCUACUUGGCGCCUUCCCAGUAUGAGGCAGGCUUCACUUCGCUGGCACAUACCGAGGAGGACAUUGAGAAGACCAUUGCGGCUGCAAAGGAGGUCUUCGCCGCUAUCUGA